This is a messenger RNA of Hippoglossus stenolepis (Pacific halibut), 3457 nucleotides long. RefSeq names its product calcium modulating ligand (gene camlg). Gene Ontology annotation, cellular component: GET complex. The record is from RefSeq and is a predicted model, not a curated record. Gene Ontology annotation, biological process: tail-anchored membrane protein insertion into ER membrane. The transcript is spliced from 4 exons. Lineage: Eukaryota; Metazoa; Chordata; Actinopteri; Pleuronectiformes; Pleuronectidae. Bases 192 to 1061 code for a protein of 289 amino acids.
ACUUCGUCAUCCUCAACGUGACGUCAUCACCGCGCGUCCUCUGUGGCUGCAGACCCCCUCUUGUCCAUACCGCAGUGUUUACCGUCUAAUUCAGAGACACGCGGCCUUUGUGUGGACCUCAGCGGACUAUUGGCUCGUUACUUCGGCUCCACGGAGAACAAACUGGUCUGUUACCGCCGGUUUACUUCAACAUGGAGUCCGGAGAGUCCGCGGAGGAGAAGACGGGUCCGGCGUCUGCGGCUCAGCGGAGAGCGGAGAUCCGCAGGAGGAAGCUGCUCAUGAACUCCGAGGACAGGAUGAACAGGAUCGUGGGCUUCACCAAGAUCGAGUCUGAAACCAACGCAGGAGCGUCUCUGCGUCCGACAGAACCUCGCUUCCAUCUCGAUCUCGACAGAACAGAGUGGUCCUCGUCCUCAUCUUUGCAGAGGCCGGCUCCUUUCCUGCCGGAGGCCUCCGGGCUCGGCAGCCGCUCCCACAGCGUCACCCCAGAGAGAAGGGGCUCGCCCCUGCCAGACAGCAGUGAGCCACACGGAGGCUCUAUAGAAGAUGACAUCAUAGGGGUCCGGCAGAGACCCAGGGGGGAGCGGGCAUCGGACGACAUCAGCGGGUCCCCGCGCAAGGGCCUCCAAAAGUACCUGUCUCGUUUCGAUGAUGCCAUGAAACUGCGAGGUCAGCUGGCCAACGAGAAGCCGCCCCAGGACGGAGAGUCCGAGCCAGAGGAGUUUGAUCCCUUCAUAGUCUUCAGGCUCGUCGGCAGCAUCCUCCUCGCCAUCUUUGUCAGGGUUUUCGUCUGCAAGUAUCUGUCUAUAUUUGCUCCGUUUCUGACCCUUGAACUGGCCUACAUGGGGUUGUCCAAGUACUUUCCAAAGGUAGAGAAGAAGACCCAGACCACUGUGCUAACCGCCGCCCUGCUGCUGUCCGGCAUCCCCUCUGAGGUCAUCAACCGCUCCAUGGACACCUACAGGAGGAUGGGCGAUGUCUUUGCUGACCUAUGCGUCUACUUCUUCACCUUCAUCCUCUCCAACGAGAUCCUGCUCCUCGUUGGCUCAGAGACUCCCUGACGGAGGAGCAGGACCUCACUAACCCAGCCCUCCUUCUCGUUGACCCCUCCUUCUGUUCCCCAUCGCAACAAGGCAUGCUUAUUUACGCCCUCUGAUGUGGGUUUUCUGUCGACAGUCUGGAAAUGAAUCCCUGCCGUCUUAUGACCAGGGUCGCGCCUCAGCUGCACGAGAGCUCAUCUCUACAGCACUUCAGAGUUUAACCCAGGCUCAGCUACAUGUAACCAGAGAGUCCAGUGUUUGCUACAGAGCUCCAUGUUAUUUCUGCUCGCUACAGACGCUCGGAAACCUAAGAACAGUCUGUGUUUGUGUGACAGAUGUACAGGCGUUUAUAAUGACCAGUAAUAUUUAUUUUCAGGAAAUGGGAAACGUGGAAGACAAUUGGUCUUAAAUUGCAAAGGGUUCAUUGAUUCCAUCUGACUUUUGUCCACCUCACAUGAAUCUUGAUGCAUCAUCUUGAUAAAAAUCUAUCCUACAUAUUCUUCAUGUGUGGAAAACAAAAUCUGUCAAUUCACGGAGCCCCACGCUGACAGGUUAUGUGUUGUGUUGCUGCCCUCUCUGGCAAGUUUUGACCGAAUUGUGUAAAACGAGGUUCAAACUGCAAUUCCACUGCAUGCUAAGAGAGAGUAAUAAGAGAAACUGAAUUAUUGCCUGAGUCCUCCUUUAUCCUAAUAAAUCCAAAUGUGUUGCAUAAGCUAGACAAGGUGUCAAACUCUCAGCUAAUAGAAACCUGACUCCUCAGCAGGCGCCUGACCUUUAAACCAAAUCUCAAACAACACUAUGGAUGCCCUUUUUUUUCAUUUCAGCUGUGCAGAGGGUUAGAAAGUUUGGGGUCGUUGCAUUUUCAGUUCAUCUCAUUUUAAAACAUGAAUCUAAACUGCCACAAACCACUGUUAGAAAUGUCAUGUCAUGUUUUAUUUACACAUUGAGUUGUCUAGUUCCUGAACCAACUGAAAUGCAUAGGAAUUGACCACAACCUUGGCGAUGAGAGGGUUACUGAGGAUCUUGGCCUGUUGUGACUGACCGUCGAUGACUGAAUUGAGUAGAGGGCUUAAUACAGGUGGUUAACUGUUAAAUACUUUAUAGUUAAAUUGAAGUUUAGGUACAUUUGAAAACAAGUGCUAUGAGAUUAGUUUCAAUAAUCGGAACAACGGAUUUCUGACUUUAUCCUUAGGAUUCUGAUCAAAUCUUUGGAUUAUUUUAUUCUUUUUCUGACUUUCUUCUGUGAUUAAUCUGAGAUCUACCAAAUUUUUAAUGGUUUCUUUCCUCCUGAACAUGCAUCAACUAGCAGGAAACGCAGCGGUACAGACUCUGAAGAACCUGCAGCACGGCUGCAUGAUUUUUCUGUUGAUAAAAUAAAGAGUUCAGGAAGAGAACCCCCCCCCUUAAAUCCGCCUAGGUUUAAACACACUAACAAUUAGAAGAGAAACAGCUUAAUGGAUCUGAGUAUCUAAGAACAAAAGGCUGGAGGGGACAAAUGGGUCUAGAACUGUUCAUUUUCUUAAUUGCAUCAUUAAAAAAUGUUGUUAUACUGAGGUCACAGAACAAGGAGGAAAAGUUACACACACAGUCCUUAAGCUUUUGGUUUGUUAAAGAUUAAAAAGAACAGUUUUGUAGCGUCAUCGUUCACAUUCAGGAGAUGAUGAAUUCUUGAUUGGGUGAAAAACAGAAAAAGUGAACUUGGUUUGCUAGAGCAACAGUCCCGGAUGAUAUGAAUCCUUUAUAUUUGUGUUGUGAUGGACUUCCUCAUAGGCUGUGGUUUAGGUCUUGUUUUCCAAUGCGAUCUCACCUUUUGUUCAAAGGGGUCCAACUACAUUAUAAACAAGUAUUUUACUUUGUGUAAUAAGUCAGAAGAAGCAUUUAGCCCUUGAAUGUUGAGUGAAUUAUUUUUGCACGGCUUUAAAAGGCAGCAAACUUCAUAAACUGUUUGUAGGUAAUGAAAUGUGCGGUUGACGGGAAUGUGUUGGGUUUUACUCUGAAGUUCUGUCAGUGCAGUUUCAGUGGGAGUUUGUGCUCUUAUUUGUGUCAAUUAAUUCAUGGUGACGUGUGCUGCUUCGCUUCCUGCAGGCCUCACGCAUAUACAUACUUUAUAUACAGUGUACUCUGUGGGUUUGUGCUGUUCAUGUCCUCUCUGAAUUUCAUCCUAAUUAAUUUAUUAAUGUGAAUAUUUCGUUUUCAUGUAAACGAAUUGAUGUGAUUUAACGUAUCUUACUACUUAUCUAAGCUACUUGAUUGUUUUUGAUAAUGUUUACAGAAUAACUGUUUUAUUGGCUCUUACAUAUUUCAACUUAAGCAACAAAUUCAGUGUCGACAUGAUUUAAACAGUUUGUGCUUCAAUAAAAUACACAGGAUGAAUAACUACACCAUUCUUACCAAAUAAAUACAACUUGUGGGACAAA